AUGUCGGGCAGCUUCUGGAGAAGCUCUCACUUUCAGCAAUGGCUAAUCACCAAACAAGAUCUGGCGCGGGAGCGCUUUCACGACAUGCAAGUUCUCACCGAAGAGGAGUACCAAAAGUUGCUGAUAUUUUUCUCCAACUUGAUUCAGGCACUUGGAGAGCAGUUAAAAGUGAAACAGCAAGUUAUAGCAACGGCAAUCGUGUACUUUAAGCGGUUCUACGUACGGAACUCAUUCAAAUGCAUCGAUCCUUUGCUGUUAGCUCCAACUUGUGUCUUUUUAGCUUCCAAAGUCGAAGAGUUUGGAGUAAUAUCAAAUAACCGCCUCAUUACUACCUGCCAGCAAGUUGUGAAAACCAAGUUUUCCUACGCCUACCCACAAGAAUUUCCAUAUCGUAUAAAUCAAAUCCUGGAGUGUGAAUUUUACCUGAUGGAAAUGAUGGACUGCUGCCUCAUUCUUUAUCAUCCUUACCGGCCGUUGGUGCAGUUUGUGCACGAUUGGAGCAACAAAGACAAUAUUCUUCCAACUGCAUGGAAUGUUGUUAAUGACAGUUACAGGACAGAUGUCUGCUUGCUAUAUCCUCCUCAUCAAAUUGCACUAGCAUGUCUUCACAUUGCGUGUGUCAUUACACAAAAAGACUGCAAACAAUGGUUUGCUGAACUGAAUACUGAUCUCGAUAAGGUUUUGGAGAUAACGCGGUACAUUUUAAACUUGUUUGAAAUGUGGAAGAACUUUGAUGAAAAGAAGGAGAUACCCUCUCUCUUGGCAAAGAUGCCGAAACCCACGUUGACGGCAAGGUAA
Rhagoletis zephyria (snowberry fruit fly) is the source of this 798-nucleotide messenger RNA. Lineage: Eukaryota; Metazoa; Arthropoda; Insecta; Diptera; Tephritidae. The record is from RefSeq and is a predicted model, not a curated record.